Molecule: messenger RNA, 4671 nt
Organism: Ochlerotatus camptorhynchus
Lineage: Eukaryota; Metazoa; Arthropoda; Insecta; Diptera; Culicidae
Gene: Cftr
Product: CF transmembrane conductance regulator
Exons: 11
Coding region: 367-4644 (1425 amino acids)
Biological process (GO): transmembrane transport
Cellular component (GO): membrane
Molecular function (GO): ABC-type transporter activity; ATP binding; ATP hydrolysis activity
Source: RefSeq, a predicted model, not a curated record
AAGAAAUGGCGAUGAUGAAAGUGAAGAAUUAAUGCAGGAAGACUGCGAGAUGAUUCUUCAAGUGUUUACUGAUAGCGCAUGAAGGAAUGUGUGGCAUUGAUAAAUCAAAUCGGUUAACAAUUUUGCAAAAACGACAUUCGAAAGGCAGUUUAGAUUAUUGUUUUAGUGAACGAUGACGACUCGAAAUUGAUACCAACAUGAGUUAGUGUGCCUAACGGAAAUAAAAAAAAAGAACGAACUAAUGAAAACAGUAUACUCAACGAUGUGUAGUGCAGUUUACAGUGACUAAUCUCUAAUUAACCCAAACAACGGUAGCAGUAGUUAAGUGAUCGUUCCAGUUUAGUGGUGAUUGUUUUACGCACGGCGAUGGAUAGUACGCGGAAGCCGGAAAAGAAGAAUCCUCGCAAGGGGGCAUUCUAUCUGGCUCAGCUGUCGUUCGGUUGGCUGUUGCCGCUGUUCUUCAAAGGAUGCCGCCGAGGAUUGAACAAGGACGAUCUCACCAAGUGCCUCAAGAAGGACAAAUCGGAGGACCUUGGCGAUCGGUUAGAAGAACAAUGGGAAAAGGAAAUCGUUAGAGCUCGGAGGAAAAAUCGCUCGCCCCGACUUCGAGAUGCUCUCUUCCGGACGUUCUACAAACAGUGCCUUUUUGAUGGCUUCCUAGUGUUUCUAUUCGUGUUCAUCAAAUCAAUUUUACCGUUAGUCCUAGCGCAACUCCUGAUCCAGUUCCAAACUCCGAUGAACGCAACGCACGUUAGCACCCCAAGCAGUAAUACCACCAUGACGUCUCCAAUGUCCGAUGUCUUCCUCACCACGACGCUGCACUUCCUGGAUCAAGAAGAUAUGGAUUCCCAUAGCGAAACGGGCGAGGUGGAUCGCCGCGUACGCCGCAGUAUUGCUGACAGCAAAACUUCAUUCGGUCUGAACCAUUUCAAUACUGACGACUACCGGGAUGAUGAUGAUUACAGCGUCAGUCGCGACGAGGGGUACGAUGACCUCGAACAGGAGGAAGAGCCCACCAAAGAGCGCAAGCUAGCAAGCGUCGCUGACUACGUCAAUUAUGCAUGGAACGACGCUUAUUGGUUGGCCGGCCUGUUGGUGUUGUUGACACUGCUGGGAUGCUUCUGUAGUCACCACUCCGAUCUGAGGCAGCGAUUGGUCGGAGCACGGAUGAGGAUCGCGUGUUGCUCUGUCAUCUACCGGAAGACCUUGCGUAUGUCGAAGAAAGCGGCUGGACAAACCCCGGCUGGUUAUCUAAUCAAUCUACUGUCGAACGACGUCAGCCGACUGGACUAUGGGUUCAUAUUUUUGCACUACGUGUGGGUGUUACCGUUCCAGGCAGUCUUCACGUGCUACCUCAUCUGGAGACAAGUCCAGUGGGCAGCAGUUGUUGGAGUCGUUGGUUUGCUUCUAAAAACCAUUCCAGUUCAAACUGGGCUUGGUCGACUGCAGUCAGUUCUGCGAAUGCGCGUUGCAAAACGAACCGAUCAACGAGUGGGAAUAAUGAACGAACUAAUCCAAGGUAUUCAGGUAAUCAAAAUGUACGCCUGGGAGAAGCCAUUCCACACGGUUGUGUCGCUAGCUCGCAAGAAGGAAGUCCGGCAAAUCCGAUGGGCUUCGUAUAUCCGGGGGAUUUAUCUCAGUACGAUGAUGUUUACGGAAAGGUCCACGCUCUUCAUAGCGAUCGCUACUUGCUACUUCGAAGGACGGCCGAUUACGGCGGACAUUGUAUUCCCGAUGGCCCAGUUCUUCAACACUCUACAACUAACGGCAGCCAUCUUCUAUCCAUUGGCCGUUUCACUUGGAGCUGAAGCUUUGGUGUCCAUUGACCGCAUUCAGGAGUUCCUUGGAAUGGAGGAACAGGACAAGAAGAUGAUUGGUUUGAAUAAGAACGAAACAGAGCUUGUUAAAAUUUGCCCCACUAUCGGUGUUCAGCUCAACAAUGUCUCCGCCAGUUGGGAGCACAAUAAGGACAAAACUCUCAAGGAAUUGAAUCUCAUAGCCAAGACCGGGCAACUGCUUGCAGUUGUUGGGCCCGUUGGUGCCGGCAAAAGCUCUCUACUUCAGCUGAUUCUGGGCGAGCUGCCCAUACUGAGUGGAACAGUAAAUAUCAACGGAGAAGUUUCAUAUGGGUGUCAGGAACCGUGGUUGUUUACGGGGACAGUCCGGAACAAUAUCCUGUUUGGUCUGGCCUAUGAUCGUAAACGGUAUCAAGAGGUAGUGAAACAUUGUGCCUUAUUGACCGACUUUGAACAACUUCCGGAUGGAGACAAAACGGUUGUCGGAGAACGAGGAACUUCUCUCUCCGGGGGACAACGUGCUAGGGUGAAUUUGGCACGUGCUGUCUACAAGAACGCCAACAUCUACCUGUUGGAUGAUCCACUCAGUGCGGUCGACACUCACGUGGGACGGCAUCUGUUCGAUGAAGUUAUGGGUCCAAAGAGUUACUUGGCUAAACAACAAGCGACAAGAAUUCUGGUGACUCAUCAGGUUCACUUUCUGAAGGAUGCCGAUUGGAUUGUGAUCAUCGAUAAUGGUAAAAUAUUAAUGCAAGGUACGUAUCAAGAGUUGUCCAAGAGUGACUUGGACUUUGGCAAAUUGAUGGGAUCGGCUGAUGGGAAUAGUGACAACCUUGAAGAAGAGGAGCUGGAGGAUGUCGCCGACGAAGAGAUUCCAUUCAUUGACGGUGCGAAGGGAGAAAGUAACAAGUUGCUGAAAAGUACCAAUUCCAUAGGGGCGCGGGGAUCAAUGUCAUGUGCUUCAAGCGUUGCUGACGGCCUGGGUCAAACCGUUGGUGAAGAUCAAGCAGAAGGUACCCUGGCUGUAAGGGUUUGGACUACCUACUUCAUGGCUGGUGGUAAUAUCUUUCUCCUGCUGUUCACCGCGUUCAUGCUCGUCUUCUCGCAAGUGGUAGUCAGUGGAUCCGACUAUUUCGUAACCUACUGGACCCGCCAGGAGGAACGCCGGAUUCGCGACCUGCCGGUGGACUACUCCACCGUAGAUUUGCUGACAACCUACGGAAUCAUCAUCAUCGGAGUGAUUAUCUUCACCAUCUUCCGAGGAUAUUUGUUCUUCAACAUCUGCAUGAAAGCAUCACGAACGCUGCACGAUCGUAUGUUUGCCAAGAUCCUCGCUGCACCGAUGAGGUUUUUCGAUACCAAUCCAUCGGGACGUAUCCUGAAUCGUUUCUCCAAAGACAUGGGCGCCAUUGAUGAACUACUGCCGAAGGCAAUCAUGGAUGCCGUCCAAGUACUGCUGGUUAUGGUUGGUAUCUUGGUGGUGAUUGCCAUAAUGAAUCCCAUUUUGUUGGUAGCCCUCUUGGGUGCGAUCAUCCUGUUUGCAGGCGUGCUUAAGCUGUACCUUCGUCCAACGCAAGAUCUCAAGCGCUUGGAAGGAAUAAGCCGCAGUCCAGUGUUCUCGCAUCUAUCCGCAACUUUGACGGGAUUAUCGACGAUCCGAGCGAACGCUGCACAGCAGAAGAUUACCCAGGAGUUUGACGCACUACAGAAUGUGCAUUCAGCUGUUUGGCAGUUGACGAUGUCCAGCAAUGCCGCGUUGGGACUGUGGUUAGAUUGCAUCAGUACGGCGUUCGUAGCCUGCGUGACAUUCAGUUUCAUUGUGCUGCAUGGAGAAACCUACAGCGCCAACGUUGGUUUGGCCAUCUCCCAGGCUAUGAUCCUAACCGGUAUGGUUCAGUACGGCAUUCGGCAAACUGCGGAAUCUAUCCAGCAAAUGACAUCGGUAGAACGAGUCAUUCAAUAUACCGAGAUACCAUCGGAAACCGAUCCACCGAAGAUCCCACCGAACGAUUGGCCAUGGCGUGGUCAGAUCGAGUUCCGUGAUAUGUCCCUUCGGUACGAAGUCAACAGUACUCCGGUUCUGAAGCACCUAGAUAUAACGAUCGAGCCUACCUGGAAGGUUGGAAUUGUAGGACGAACCGGUGCCGGGAAAUCAUCUCUAAUCGGAGCACUUUUCCGAUUAGCUCCGAUCGAGGGCAGGAUACUGAUUGAUGGCAUUGAUACGGGAGUUGUAUGCCUGGAGUCACUGCGGUCCAAGAUUUCCAUUAUACCUCAAGAUCCGGUACUUUUUAGCGCUACGAUCAGGUAUAACCUAGAUCCAUUCAACCUGUACGACGAUGACAGUCUGUGGACGGCGAUCAAUGAAGUUGAGUUGGGGUCUGCUAUUAGUGGAUUGGAUUACAUGGUCACGGAGUGCGGCACCAAUUUCAGUGUUGGCCAGAGGCAGUUGAUCUGCUUAGCGAGAGCCAUCCUGAGAAAUAACAAGGUUCUGGUACUGGACGAAGCGACUGCCAAUGUAGAUCCUCAAACCGACGCCCUCAUCCAAAAGACAAUCCGGGAAAAGUUCAAACAGUGCACGGUACUUACCGUGGCCCAUCGAUUGCACACCGUCAUGGAUUCGGAUCGAAUCCUGGUGAUGGAUGCCGGCGAAGCACGUGAGUUCGAUGCUCCUCACGUUCUCCUCCAACAGGAAGGAGGCAUACUGAGGGACAUGGUGGAGGCAACGGGUCCAUCAGAGUCGGAAUCUCUCAAACGCAUUGCUGCGGCAACGUAUGCUGCAAUGGAUCCCAACCGGCAUCUACUGAACGGCCUGCCGAAUCCUUGGCGUUUUAGCAAGGAAGGCCAGUAAUAAACAUAUCGCAAGAGAUUUCAACAA